CUCAGUCCAACGUGGUUCCUUCACUCAGGCUGCUGGUCCCUUUCCUUCUUACACUUGUUGGAUCAGUCACUUUGAGCCCAGGCAGAAGAACAUUUGACCCUCUGCUAAGCUAUUUUACCCUGGAGUAGCUUACUCAUCUGUAUAGUAUUCAUGCUAAGAGCAUUAGUAGAGCAAAGUAAGACCAACGUGGAAACAGUGACGGGCUCUUCCUUGUAUACCUUCUUCUUGGUCUACAACUGAAGCAUGUAAGCAAGACAGUGUGGUUCCCUCUCCUGAUAAAUGUAAAAUAUUUAUGAAGAAUCAAAAAUGAAUUUGGAACAAGAGAGGCCUUUUGUCUGCAGUGCCCCAGGCUGCUCACAGCGCUUUCCAACAGAGGACCAUCUGAUGAUUCACAGACACAAACAUGAAAUGACUUUGAAGUUUCCUUCACUGAAAACAGAUAACAUGUUAUCAGACCAAACUCCAACACCAACCCGGUUCCUAAAGAACUGUGAGGAAGUGGGACUCUUCAGCGAGAUAGACUGCUCCUUAGAGCAUGAGUUUAGAAAGGCACAAGAAGAAGACAACAGUAAAAGGAAUCUUCCAAUGCAUAACAGUGUGGGAGGAGCAAUGACAGCACCAGGGGCGCACCAGCUCUCUAAUCCCAGGAUGCCAAACCAUGACACCAGCAUUGUGAUUCAACAAGCCAUGCCAUCACCGCAAUCGAGUUCAGUCAUAACACAAGCACCUUCCACGAAUCGGCAAAUUGGAAUUGAAGAUAAACUCAUCCGAUGCAAUCUUUUCAAACCUGUCAUUUUGAAGGUCUCUAAUAGCUUAGAAGUCAUUAAAGGGCAAUUUCUGAAAGUGAUUAGAAAGCGAGGCUUAAGAACUUAG
Molecule: messenger RNA, 873 nt
Organism: Python bivittatus (Burmese python)
Lineage: Eukaryota; Metazoa; Chordata; Lepidosauria; Squamata; Pythonidae
Source: RefSeq, a predicted model, not a curated record